GGUUUUUUUGCCGGGGGCGGCUCCCGUUGCGGUGGCAGCUGCCGGUUUUUGCCGCCUUCCCCGGCGGCAGCGCCGCGGCGUGGGGUGGGGCGGGCGGCGGUGCUGCCACCCUGUGGGCAGAGCGCGGUAGUGCAGGCGAGCGGCGCUCGGCGGCCGAGCGGCGCUCGGCGGGCACGCCUGUGUGCGGCGGCGGGCGGCAGGGCGGGCGCGGCGUGUCGCGGACGGGCUUGACCUUCUGAAGAUGGCGGCAGAAAGGGCGGGACACUGCAGCUUGGCCAAUGAUUGCCGAGCGCGGCCGGAGAGCCGAGUGCAGCCGAGUGCAGCCGAGUGCAGCCCGAGAGCCGGCGGGAGCCCCGGGUGGCCGCGCGCAGCCGAGUUUCCCCUCAAAGCCGAUCGUCCCCGACUUUCGCCGAACCGAGCCCGCUUCAGCCCAGGAGCCGAAACGAGACCGGUUCAGACCAAAAGCCGAAAUGAAACGACUUCACGCCGAGAGCCGACCCAGGUGGGAGCCGCGAGCACCAUGAGGGGCCGGCCGGCUCCUGCCGGGCAGGGCGCAGUGGCCGGGGCUCUCCCGGCGCGGCGCCGCCCCUGCGCGCCCGAGGAGCCGCCGGAGGAGCCGCCGGAGGAGCCGCUUUCCUGCCGGGAGCCGCGCUCCGUCCGGCGCCGGGAGCGCGGGGAGCGAUAUUGGAAAGCUGUUUCUGUACUCCUGACUUCCCGUCACGCCAGGGACACGUGGCUUGGAGCACAGCAGCCGGAUUCCUCACUUAGCCGUGUCAGCUUGGUGCAGGUUACGAAUUACAGGGUGACUUGGAAACCCAGAAACAAAGGGAAGAAGCUGGAUGGGGAAGAAAGGCUGCAGAGCUUCCUGCAACGGGCUGCGAGCGCAAAGAGCGAGGAGGCAGCGGAAGACCGGACUCAGGAAUCGGAACGGUUUUCUUGGGUUUAAGAAGCUCGAAUGGCGCUUCAAGACAUUUAUAUCAGACCUGGUUUAAUUUCAUUACCCUUUUUUUUUACAUCCACAAAAAAACCCCAGCCCUCCCCCCCCCCCCCCUCCAGGAUCCAUCGCUGCUGCUGCCGUGCGUGACGAGAAGCCGUCUUCCCUCUGCCCGGAGCAGCUGAGAGAUGGAGCAGCACCCCAAAGGACUUUCUGCUCAGUGAUUAUAGCUGAGUUUUAGUGGGAAUUCUCUGAGCAAUCUGGUGGAUUGUGCUUGAACGUGGCCGUGAGGGUAGCUGAGCACGGCAGUCCGGAUCUGCGAGCCGCGGUGCCGGAGCUCUUUGAAAGGUCGUGGGGGAUGCAUUCAUUCCAUUGAAUCCCGGCCCUGUGCUGUGCCCAGGCCCUUUGUACAAAGAGUGUACGGGGAGAAACCAGAACUGCACGUUGCUUGCGAUACGUAUGGAGUUUUGAAAGCUUUAGUUCUAGCUAAUAAAAGAAGUUAGUUUGAAAAAAAGCCAAA
This is a messenger RNA of Motacilla alba alba, 1454 nucleotides long. RefSeq lists its product as uncharacterized. The transcript has 3 exons. NCBI's taxonomy places the organism in Eukaryota, Metazoa, Chordata, Aves, Passeriformes, Motacillidae. The record is from RefSeq and is a predicted model, not a curated record. The coding region runs from base 242 to 946 and encodes 234 amino acids.